CUGGAUUCUCUUUUUAUGAUUCCACUAGAUUUUCCUGCAACGUACAAUGCAGAAGAAAUGCCUACAGGCGUAGAGCCUUCGGAUCCUGUUGAUGAACCAUCGCUUUCAUCCCGACGUCUUGGACAUUAUUUGUCAGAAGAACAGAGUCAUGAGAGCAUCCUUCUGGGGGUGCAACCUCUGGGGGUAAACAAGGCUACUGUUCAGAAUUAUCUGCCCGAAAUUAUACAAAGUGUGGAUAGCAAUGAGUCUCAGGCAGAGGCUACUGUUGGCACGAUAGAGCCCGACGAAGGAGUGUGCUGGGGGUCCUUCACCACAUUGACGUCCACAACUUCUGACGGGUCGCCAGGACCUAUUAGAGUAUGUAAUAACGAUGGCGAUGUCGAUUAUCUAGACGAGGCAACCAACUCAGGACCACUCCUCCCAACUACCUCUUCAGACCAAUACAUUGCUCCAGGCUCGGCGGAGCUAGGCAAGGCAGAUGUGGCUCCGAUAAAGUCGGAGCAUGUCUUGGACCCUGAGUUGGAAGCUAUUGUGAGCAGUCACAAAGGCAACAGGCAUGAACGAUGCCGUGUAGGGAAACAUGUAGGGAAACAAGCACGCGUGUUAAAGAUUGUCCGCCAACGAAGGAGGUCAAAGGAACCGGAAAAAGAGAUGGCGAAAUGA
Trichoderma asperellum CBS 433.97 is the source of this 663-nucleotide messenger RNA. Lineage: Eukaryota; Fungi; Ascomycota; Sordariomycetes; Hypocreales; Hypocreaceae. The record is from RefSeq and is a predicted model, not a curated record.